AUGAGAAAAAAUUCCUCUCAACAUCAAGAAACCCCAAUGAACUUUCUUCGGUCGCUUGCGUUGGCGCCUGUGAUGCCCAGAUUGGGCUGCCGGGGUUUUUCGGGCAGCUCGGUGGCGCUUGCUGAAAAAUACUACAAAAUCACAAAGUACACCAAGCCUGUGGACACCAACACCUAUGUCGGCGGACAAGAAAUGCCAUACAACAAAAUCAUUCCCCGCGUGAAGAAAUUGUAUCCUGAGUACGAGUACGAGACCAUGUUCUUCAAGAGACAGAACAGAGGAUUGUACGCGGGGCUCCAGCGCAAGAGAUCCAAGACGUGUUCCGAAAGCGGCAACAAGAACAACAGGGUGCAUUUGCCCAACAUUGUGCGGGCCAAACUAUGGUCGGAAACGCUAAACAAGCGUAUUUCGGCGCGUGUUUCGACGACCUUGUUGCGUACGGUGACGAAGGAGGGCGGCUUGGACAACUACUUGCUCAAGGACAAGCCAGCUCGUGUGAAGACAAUGGGGUUGAAAGCGUGGAGAUUGAAGUACGACAUCAUGAAGAAGAAGGAGAUCGAGGCGAACUCCGAGAACCUGCCAGCGACCGUGUAUCACGUUCUGGAGUCCGGCAAGAAAAUCACCGUGGGAAGAAACAAGCUUUUGAAGGCGUUGUAUCCCCUUGUGUUCAGAGACAGCUACGAGCCCAUUGACUGGAAUCAGUUCCUCAAGACACACACGGUGUUGUCCACAGAAGAGUUGGUGCAGAAGUUGGAGAAGUAUGACUACGACUUUUCUUCCAUCACCGUCUAG
Molecule: messenger RNA, 792 nt
Organism: Clavispora lusitaniae ATCC 42720
Lineage: Eukaryota; Fungi; Ascomycota; Pichiomycetes; Serinales; Metschnikowiaceae
Product: mitochondrial 54S ribosomal protein bL28m
Cellular component (GO): mitochondrial large ribosomal subunit
Molecular function (GO): structural constituent of ribosome
Source: RefSeq, a predicted model, not a curated record